CUUUGCCUAUAUGAUGCAUUUCUUCUUAGAAACUAAUGCAAUUCUCAAUGUGAUAUAUUGAUUUCUUGUUUUUUAAUAGUCAGGAACUUGUACACAAAUAUGGAAAAAGCUUUAGACGAAGUAAUGGAUGAUAUAUUAUCCAGACCAAAUGUCACAGGAUGCUUAUUUGCUGAUCAACAAGGACUAUGUCUUGGAUCUAGGGGCAAAGUUAGUCCAUCUACCACAGGAUUUGUUGUGGCAUUAUCAGAUUUAUCGUGCAAAAUACAGCCAAAUGAAAAACCUCCAAUAAUACAUUUGGAAGCAGAUAACAGGCAAUGUAUAAUACAGAAACAGGAGAACAUAACAACAGCAAUUUUUAAAAGAAUCUAAUCGUGAUAAAUGGUAAAAACAAAAUAAUCAUAUAAAACAUUAAAACAUUAAAAAAAUAUUAGACACACA
Molecule: messenger RNA, 438 nt
Organism: Ctenocephalides felis (cat flea)
Lineage: Eukaryota; Metazoa; Arthropoda; Insecta; Siphonaptera; Pulicidae
Product: ragulator complex protein LAMTOR5 homolog
Exons: 4
Coding region: 100-369 (89 amino acids)
Biological process (GO): cellular response to amino acid stimulus; positive regulation of TORC1 signaling
Cellular component (GO): Ragulator complex; cytoplasm; lysosome
Molecular function (GO): guanyl-nucleotide exchange factor activity
Source: RefSeq, a predicted model, not a curated record